ACCUUAUAUGCCAGAUUGGUGUGUUGCAAUAUUGUGUAAACCUGAAUUAUAAAAGCAAGAAGUCAUUGCUAACAGUGGAGAAACUUGAUAGUUUGGUCAAAAAAUGAGGGACUAUGAUGACAUCACAAGUUUUUUGGGAACAUGGGGUCCAUUCCAGCUGACUGUUUUCUUUGCAUUAGCUAUAAGUAUCCUUCCAAAUGGUUUUGUGGGCCUCUACAUUGUUUUUGUGGGGGACACGCCAUCUCAUGAGUGUCUGAUUCCUGAGGAGUACAACAUCAGUGAUGUUUGGAGAGAAGCUGCAAUCCCAAUGGUGAUUCAAGACGGGGUUUUAAAACGCAGUUCCUGCUCCAGAUACAAACUGGAAACAGUGAGGAAUUUUUCUGUGCUUAACUACACCCCAAAUGUGGAGGUCAAUGUCAGCGAGAUUGAGGUCGAGUCCUGUGUGAAUGGCUGGAACUACAGUAAAGAGAUUUACGAGUCUACAACAGUGACAGAGUGGGACUUGGUAUGUGAGAAUGAGUACAAAGGGCCUCUGACCUCAUCGAUAUAUUUCUUUGGUGUGUUGGUGGGGACGUUCCUUUCAGGACAGAUGUCUGACAGGUAUGGCAGGAGGCCUGUACUUUUUGUCAUGAUGGCUAUGCAGACAAUAACUAUCCUUAUCCAGAUGUUUUCUCCAAGCUGGGAAAUCUUCACUGCCAUCUACUUCUUUGUGGGAUUCAGUGGUUUUUCUAAUUAUGUUGUAGCAUAUGUCCUAGGCUGUGAAAUUCUCAGUCCAGCCAGUCGGGUGAUGUUUGGUUCUCUGGGAAUCUUCAUGGGGUCUGGAAUCGGUCUGUUGUUCUUUCCAUUAGCAGCUUUUUUCAUCCGUAGCUGGCGAUGGCUGGUGCUUACAAACGCCCUCACUGGCCUUCUGUAUCUACCAUUGUGGUGGUUCAUUCCUGAGUCUCCUAGAUGGCUGCUCUCUCAGGGAAGAAUUGCAGAGGCUGAAGCCAUACUGAGACGUGCAGCUGCACAGAACAAGGUCACCGCACCUGAAAUCAUCUUCACAUCCUCUGAGAUUGAAGAAGCAGCAAACAUGAGGGAGAAAAAACAUAAUAUUCUGGAUAUUUUAAGGAACUCUAAUGCUGUUUUAACAAUCACGAUAUGUUCACUUCUGUGGAUGGUCAUCACCAUGUCUUACUAUGCUCUCAUUCUGAACACCACAAACCUUCAUGGCAAUCCAUACCUGAAUUUGUUCCUGUCUGCAGUGGUGGAGAUCCCAGCUUUCAUUAUAGCCAUGCUGUUGCUCAGAUACUGCAGCAGGAGAUUCUGCCAGUCCUCCACUCUUCUCAUGGGUGGAGCUAUGAUUUUCAUUAUACAGCUUAUUCCCAAAGACCUGAUGGAGUUGGCAAUUUUACUGGAGAUGCUGGGAAAACUUGGUGUCACAGCUGCAUUCUGUGUAGUUUAUGCAGUGACUUCAGAACUGUUUCCUACCGUGGUGAGAAACAUGGCGAUGGGAACGUGCUCCAUGACCGCUCGCAUAGGCAGUAUAGUUUCUCCUUUCAUCAUAUACUUGGGUAACUACUACAAAUAUAUUCCUUAUAUUGUCAUUGGAAGCCUGGUAGUGUUUUCUGGCUUAAUUACGUUACUGUUGCCAGAAACUAAAGGAAAGCUUCUCCCUGAGACCAUUGUGCAGAUGCAGCGAAUAAAAGGACUGAGGAGCCCCAAAAAACAGGAUGCAAUGAUGUGGACAGCAGACAAGAGUAAAGUCUUCAAAGAAGUGAAACUUUAACAACUGGACAGUGAAAUAAAAACAUUAAUGUCAUGUUAAUCAAAUGAGUGACUCUAACCCUAAAUUAAUUACACUGUUGAGCUGGCAUGGCAACAUCAACUUGUCUUGCUUUUGUUUAACUUUUAUAGGCAGAUCAUGUAUGCAAGACAAAUCCACCACAUGAGGAGCUUUACUGCCUUUGAUGUGUUAUCAUAUUGUCUGCAAUAAAGCUUGUGCCCCCCAGCCAUACCUGACCAAACGUUUAGAUCUUUCCCAUGUGUUUAUCAGGAACAAAAGUCACUAUAUUAAAAAAAAAAAAAAUGCAUGUAAAUAACUCUGGAGCAUAUUUUAUGUUGGAUUAUCAGAGAUUCUCCAGCUAGAGCAGAUGCACAAAGUGUACGGCACAAAACAGUCCACAAAGACACAAGGAAAGGAAAUACUAUAAAAAGAGAGGGAGCCCCAUGUGGAACAGACAAGGAGAACAAAACAAAAGCUGAAGGUAGAAAGAAUCCUGCUCCUGGAGAACUACUGUGCAAUCCUGCAGAUUUCAGCUCUAGCCCUAAUCAAACACACCUGAAUCAGCCAAUCAGUGUGUUCAGGAUUGCUCAGACGUUGCUGGCCAGUGUGUUUGGGCAGUGUUGGGACUGAAGUACACAUCUAAACAAUAAUAAUACGGUCAAAAAAACAAUGCAUUUGAAUUUUAAUUAGUAUGACAAUACAUACUGUACUAAAUGGUAACGAAUCACUCAAAAGUUGGAAAAAAUUGUUUUUUUUUUUUACAAUAUGCAUGCAGUACUGUUUUUCAGUGCCCAUGUUCACAGGUUGCAGCAUUCACACUGUACAGGGAUGCAGUCCAGCGAUGUGUUGCAGGAGCAUUUCACCUCUUUGUGUUCUGGACAGGCUGUCAGUCAGUGUGUUAGUGCUGGUUAGUUUGCAGUGACUUCAGUUCAGGCUACAUUGUUACAGCAAGCUUUUAUGAGUAAAUCAGUAAACCAUUCAUCCAACCAGUUUACUCAGAAAUGCUGAUUCAAGAAAGAAACAAAGUGUUGAAACUACUGAACUUUGAACAAUUUUCUUAUAUGGCUUAAAUAAUGUGUAACAUGGCUUUGGGGUAACGCUGAAGAUCAAUUUAUUGGCCAGCACUGACAACUUUCAUGUGAAUGUACUUUCUUUAGCAGACAACUGGCAAACUGUUAUUCAUGCAUAUGUGACUGGCGCUGAAGAAUGAAAGCU
Carassius gibelio (silver crucian carp) is the source of this 2980-nucleotide messenger RNA. It is a transcript of the gene slc22a4, whose product is annotated as solute carrier family 22 member 4. Gene Ontology annotation, molecular function: transmembrane transporter activity. The transcript is spliced from 10 exons. Gene Ontology annotation, biological process: transmembrane transport. NCBI's taxonomy places the organism in Eukaryota, Metazoa, Chordata, Actinopteri, Cypriniformes, Cyprinidae. Bases 104 to 1768 code for a protein of 554 amino acids. The record is from RefSeq and is a predicted model, not a curated record. Gene Ontology annotation, cellular component: membrane.